GAUCAUUAGUUUAUAACAAUGCCUAGGGAUAUACGUAUGCACAAUAGCUAAGCAAAGUGCCUAAAGGGAGUUGACUUGCAGCUAAGGUAGGCUAUCGCAAAACACGUCGUCGUGGGAAUAAAUGCACAUACCUCCGCGCACAACACGAAAUUUUUAAUCUUGAACACUUUCGCAAACCACGCAUACCAUCACACUCGCACCACGAAACCAUCAAAUUCCAUCACAUCCAUCAAUUACUAUCAUUGCCAUCGAUCAAAAUGUCGAGCAACAAUCCCCACCAGACCAGCGGCAAUCAGCCCAACCCAUCCUUCUCGCAGCCCCAGCCUAACAAUGCCGGCAAUGAAGCCCGUAACAACCAAUCCCCGGCUACCAAGAGAACUAAAAGAGCCGAUGGAAAUUCUAUCCCAGUCCAACCAGCUGAUCAUAAAAAGGACAAUGUAAAAGUAUUGGCCAGGUAUUUCACUACGACCGCAGGUCUCUCGACAAUGACGAAUAAUUACAUAUCCACCCACGCACCAGAUACCAAAACGCUAGCUUUGUUCAUAACGCUGCCCAAGGAAAAUCCCGGCCAGAGCAGCGGAGAUCAUAUCGGCGUCAAGCUACUACCAUUCGACGACGAUCUCGUCGUAAAAGGAAGCCUGAAAAGAAAGGCGGACGAUCGCACCCUCUGCGCGAACUGCCGUAAGGAUACUCACGUCCUCGCGGAUUGCGUCUGGCCAGUUCAUAGAAAAUGGGGCGACAUCUUCGGCUGCCCAAUCUGCAACACGAAGGAUCACCGCUUCGACUAUUGCCACAGCCAGCCUAGCCUAGACGAUUGGGCCAGGUUCGAGCUUCUCGUCCUCAGGCGAGCGGGAAAGUGCAUGAUCCGCUCCGACUGCGAAGUCUACAAGCUGGCUUUACAAUUCAUCCGGGAGGGCAGAGUCAACCCUGCCGAGCUAACAAUGCCGUGGACGCGCUCCGGCGCCGUGGCUCUGUUUGACCAGCCAGAAGCCGUUGCCACACUUGAGGCGUGGCACUACCAGAAUCCACGAGCUCAAGUAGUCGUCGACCCUAACAGCACUCCCGCCGCCCUCGACGGGCUCGCAACCUUGACGGGUGGCGACUUUACUUCUUUCUGCGCCGCAGCAAGGCGGGCCGAAAAGGAGCAGAAAGCGCAAGCGAGGCAGCACCCCCAGCCCGCUCAACCUGGCGCGCCGAAUAAGCCUCCACUCGCAUCGUCGCCACUUUCCUUUUCCUUGUCAGCCCUAAACGAAUGAAAACGUGAUGUGGCAACACAGCCGCAACCAAGUAUUGAUAACGAAGCCAUAACUACCUCUCGGUUUCGCGUCUCGCCCGAUCUGCGGCGAUAGGCAUCAGC
Messenger RNA from Daldinia loculata, 1357 nucleotides. RefSeq lists its product as uncharacterized. The transcript has a single exon. The record is from RefSeq and is a predicted model, not a curated record. Lineage: Eukaryota; Fungi; Ascomycota; Sordariomycetes; Xylariales; Hypoxylaceae. The coding region runs from base 258 to 1256 and encodes 332 amino acids.